This is a messenger RNA of Aplysia californica (California sea hare), 1303 nucleotides long. Its product is annotated as proteasome assembly chaperone 2. The coding region runs from base 210 to 1052 and encodes 280 amino acids. Gene Ontology annotation, biological process: proteasome assembly. NCBI's taxonomy places the organism in Eukaryota, Metazoa, Mollusca, Gastropoda, Aplysiida, Aplysiidae. The transcript is spliced from 7 exons. Gene Ontology annotation, cellular component: nucleus; cytosol. The record is from RefSeq and is a predicted model, not a curated record.
GUAACUCUAGUCAGUUAUCAUAACAAACAAAAUCAUGCUUUACUGGAGCACAGGAGUUGUAGUAAAAAAGUAGAUUUUCUGUGUGUAUUUUGUCAAAAAACACACUGUCCUCUUGAAGAUUCUAUGAAAAAAGAGUCACAGCUUUCAUAAAACCCAGUCUUCUACAAGUGAAUUUAUUGGUGAUUCACAGAAUCAGUUUCAAGAUCGAAAUGUAUAUUGCUGCAACAAAACGUAAACACGACUGGCAGGAUUUUACUCUCAUUUUGCCGACCGUGUCUGUUGGCAAUGUGGGCCAGCUGGCUGCUGACCUUAUCAUUUCUACUCUGUGGAUGGAGAGAGUUGGUUACAUCCACCACCCAAGUCUGCUCCCUGUGGCUGGGAACAAUCCAUUCGCUCACGAGGAUGCCACCUCAUGCAAACUGGCCACAUGCUGUGAAGUAUACGAGAGUAUCUCUGCCCAGGUGGUCGUGAUACAGCAGAGAGCACCAUUUAUCAAGGGCAAGCGGAAAGAGUUUGCGGACUGGUUGUCCAAAUGGGUUAAGGACAAACACUUCUACAGAGUGAUCAUCCUCACCAGCACAUUUGCUCAGGAGCGGUUAGAUUAUCAGAUGACAGGGUCCCCGUUUCGCAUCCUCCAAUCUCCGAGCAUGGAGGAGCAAAGUGGUGAGUUCUUCAGGACCAAAAUGGGGUGGAAGGAACUGGAGCGACGUCAUUCUUUUCCUGCACCCACGCCUCAACAAGUGGCCGCAGAGGAAACUGGUCAUCAGCUUCUCUACAUGCCAGGCUCCGGUAUUGCCAAGACGCUCUAUGAGAAUUGUCAAGAGCAGCCUCUCCUAGUCUUCAUGAUGUUUGUCUCAGAGGGCGACAACGCUCAGGACGCCUUGGCUGUGGCCGAUCAGCUCAACGCUUGGCUCAGUCUCAUUGAAAAGAAGGACAAACAAAGCAAAGAUCUGGAAUCUCAAAACUUUGCUAAAGGAAUUGUGGAGUGGAAGGUGCCAAUGUCAUGGAGACUUGUAUUCGGCAGUCGCUUUGAUCAAAAACUCUUUCAGUAAUGAACCAAUAUUUCAUGUUGUAAAUUGUUUUUGUGAUUGACAUUGACGAGGCUGUAAACCUCUUCUUGCACUUUGUGUAGUGUUUUCAUGAACAGUUUUAAGUUGAAUGAUGCACUGAAAUCAGUUCUUUAUGUCUGGAAGCUGUCAAUGAUGAAUACAGACAACUGCUUGUUGAGUGGAUGCAUGAGUGCUACCGUUGACAAUGGAUUGUACAUAUAUUUUUUAAUAAAAUCACCACUUGCCACUCCUUA